This is a messenger RNA of Sciurus carolinensis (gray squirrel), 1248 nucleotides long. RefSeq names its product crystallin alpha A (gene Cryaa). Gene Ontology annotation, molecular function: structural constituent of eye lens; protein folding chaperone. The record is from RefSeq and is a predicted model, not a curated record. Bases 4 to 741 code for a protein of 245 amino acids. NCBI's taxonomy places the organism in Eukaryota, Metazoa, Chordata, Mammalia, Rodentia, Sciuridae. The transcript is spliced from 4 exons. Gene Ontology annotation, biological process: response to heat; protein refolding; lens development in camera-type eye.
AGGAUGCUGGAGUCAGGGGUCAUGGAGUCUGUCGCCACUGUUUCAGAGGAAGGCCUGGGAGUCCAGACGCAGGAGAGUGGGAUUGGAGUCCCUGUGGGCCGCCCCGGAGAGGGUGAGGCGUAUAUAGGGAGGGCUGGCGCCCCGGCUCCCCACUGCGCUGCCCAGAGGCCCUGUCCUGCCCCGUUGCCGCCUCCGGUCCCCGCAGUGCCGAAGCAGAUCAUGGACGUCACCAUCCAGCACCCCUGGUUCAAGCGCGCGCUGGGACCCUUCUAUCCCAGCCGGCUGUUCGACCAGUUCUUCGGCGAGGGCCUCUUCGAGUAUGACCUGCUGCCCUUCCUGUCUUCCACCAUCAGCCCCUACUACCGCCAGUCCCUCUUCCGCACGGUGCUGGACUCAGGCAUCUCUGAGGUCCGAUCCGACAGGGACAAGUUUGUCAUCUUCCUGGACGUGAAGCACUUCUCUCCCGAGGACCUCACGGUGAAGGUGCUGGAGGACUUCGUGGAGAUCCACGGCAAGCACAACGAGAGGCAGGAUGACCACGGCUACAUUUCCCGUGAGUUCCACCGCCGCUACCGGCUGCCCUCCAACGUGGACCAGUCGGCCCUGUCCUGCUCCCUGUCCGCAGAUGGCAUGCUGACAUUCUCGGGCCCCAAGGUCCAGUCUGGCCUGGAUGCUGGCCACAGUGAGCGAGCCAUUCCUGUGUCCCGGGAGGAGAAGCCCAGCUCGGCCCCCUCGUCCUAAGCAGGCCUCGGCUCGGCUGCCCCCCUCAGCGCCUGACCCCUCAAGCUGGGGUACCACAGAAAAGGCGUCUGCCUUCCUUUCCUUCCCUUUUCUUCAUUCCCCUCCGUCUUCUCAGAGGGAAUGAGGGUUUGAGAGAGUGGCCCGGAGUUCGGAGCCGUGGCCUGCAGUGCCGUGACCUCGGGAUGUCCCAGGCCCAACACCGGCCAGCUGGGGUGUGGCUGCGUCACACACUUCUCUAGAUGGAGCCGUGUCCUUCCAGGGGACAGGGGCGAAUCAGCUCUGCUCGGGGGCGGGGGGGUGGCCAGCCCCGAGAGUGCCCUUGCCCCGCCCUCUGGAUGGAUCCGCACACUGGCGGCCCCCCAGCGACCCGGCCGCUUCCCUGUGGUGCCCUGGGUGCUGUGGGCCCCGCGCCCGGCUCUGGCAGCCUGCCUCUCUCAGCCCGUCUUCCUGCAACCUUCCUCUGUGUAAUCCACUCCUGGGGACUCCGGUCACCCAUGAGAACGCAGC